GUGACGUCACGUAAACUGCUUAGCCGGGCGACGCGAGAUUUCGUAAAGCGUAUAGGCGCAAACCUCGUGUACGGCGCCGUUUGAUUGGUCCAAGCUCUUCACGUGACGGUGCCAGUCGGGGAUCCCAUUGGUUAUAUUUUUUAAGCGUGAUUUGUGUUGACUACAAAGUGUAAAGUAUCCAACGUGGGAUUUACGCUGAGAUUUUCGAUAUCAAGAGGGAUGAACUGUGGCCGAUCGAGCCGUGCUGCGGAGCACAGGACUCGCGCGAAGAACGAUUAGAUCGAGCGGUGGGGUCUUAACGUAAGACAACCGUCCGCCCGCGUAGAGCGGCAGGGACAAUGCUGCAGGUUACGAACUAUAGCCUGGUGCUGACCGUGCAGUUCCUUCUGAUCAUUUACGACCUGGUGGUGAAUUCCUUCUCGGAGUUGCUCUACAAAGAGAAAGUCAUUCAGCUCGUCCUCUUCAUUAUUCAGGAUGUUGGAAUCCUCUUUAACGUCAUCAUCAUCUUCCUGAUGUUCUUCAACACGUUCGUGUUUCAAGCCGGGCUCGUGAGCGUGCUCAUACACAAGUUCAAGGCCACCAUCCUCGCGUCGGCCCUGUACUUAACCCUCAGCAUUGCCUUCCACGUCUGGGUGAUGCAUGUGCGUUGGCCUACAUCAAGUGUUUUCCAGUGGACUGAUGGACUGCUAGCACUCUUCGUCUUUCAAAGACUUGCAGCGGUAUUUUAUUACUACUUUUACAAGCGGACAGCACUCAGACUGGGCGAUCCCCGGCUCUACGAGGAUUCCCUCUGGCUCCGCAAGGCCUUCUCAAGGACCAACUAAAGCCACCCCACCGUCACUGAACACAUUCUUCCCACCAUGAAAAAGAACAAAAGCUCGCAUGGCGUUUUUUCAUUAACAGUUGCGAGCCGACAGAUUUUGAAUAACUUUUCAAAAGGUAUGUGGAGACAUUUUUAUAAAGUGUAAUUAUAUUCUCAAAUGUAGGCUUUUUAAAAAAUCACGUUGAUUUAUGUUCCAGGGUUAUUGGUCAUGGAUUUUAAGUGUAAUUGACAUCUGAACUGUUGGUAAUACGAUUCUGUAUUUAAACACUAAUUUUCCAUUUCAACCACUAAAUGUAUUUUCUUUAACAUUUUUGGAAGUUACAUAGUGUAUAGUGUCAAUAAUUUAAUGUUAUAAGUGCUAGUUAAUUUUUUUACAUAUUUGCCAAAUAUCCUUAAUUUUUGUAUUUUGCAUAUUGCUGAAUAAAUGUGAUUUGUAUUAUUCUAUUGAUCAGAUCGUGAAGGUUAUUUGAUGACUUCAUGCUGUCUGCUGUGGUGAGGCCUGCACCCAGUAGUGGAUUGAUAAAACGGCUGCACAUUGUAUUCAUUUGAUGCAAACGGUUUCAGAGAUGCCGUAAGUGAUUUAUUGAUGUUGUUGUACAUAAAUUCCAGAUGGCUUACAAAGGCAGACUUGUGCACGGUGUACACCAUGAUAUUGUGAACAGAAAAGUGCCAUUUUUUUCUGUCCAGUGACAGUUGCACUUAGCAAAAUAUGUGCGUGGGCAACAUGUUGCUCUCAUUUAUAAAAGGUCACUGCAUAUUGACAAUACUUAUCAAUACAGGAAACAAAUGUGACCUAUUCUUGCUUUACACCACUGGACUUCAAAUCGAUGUCCAACACUUACAUAAGAAAUAUUGAAAUCAAAUUAACGUUCUUAAAUGCUGCUCUACCAAUGCACACCGGUCGGCCUUCCGGACCAAUAUUUUGCACAGCGAGCGCCUGCGGUUUCUUUAUUUUUUCCUUUUUGUAGACUGCUCGAGUAUUGCACAGUCUCUCAUCGCACUCGUUUACAACCGAUAGCAAACAGG
Messenger RNA from Petromyzon marinus (sea lamprey), 1849 nucleotides. RefSeq names its product transmembrane protein 138 (gene TMEM138). The record is from RefSeq and is a predicted model, not a curated record. Gene Ontology annotation, cellular component: cilium. Lineage: Eukaryota; Metazoa; Chordata; Hyperoartia; Petromyzontiformes; Petromyzontidae.